AUGACUGAACCGGAUCAGUGCAUCAUAUGCCUGGAGUCGCUGCAGCACCCCUCGUCCCAGCCAGACAGUGCAACUGGAGCGGGACCAGCAGCAUCCGCAACUACACAGGCCGUUUACCGUGCCAUCGACUCAGACAUUGAAAUCCUCGAGGACCAAGAGUCCAACUUCAUUGCCACUCUGGUCGGCUGCAACCACGUUGUCCACGAUCAGUGCAUCAGGAGUUGGGCCAAGAACUCAAACACUUGCCCUAUUUGCCGGACGCCUUUUAAUGAGGUCAGUCUAUCAUCUGAGCUCAAUGGCCCUCCUAUCGAUUCGUACGCCGUCCAGGACAAGAAGCAAGAGCAAGAGUUCGACAUUCACAGGUGGCUGGAGGAGAACCCUGAAGACGAUGCCUCGGAGCCAAGUCCCGCCUGCCCCAUUUGCGAGUCUUCGGACCACGAAGAGGUGCUGCUCCUCUGCGACGGUUGCAAUUCUGCCUACCACACGCACUGCAUCGGCCUGUCCGGCGUUCCUCAGACGGAGUACUGGUACUGCUUUGAGUGUGCCGAGAACAACGCAGGUCGGUCCAGCUCGAGCGAGACUUCGGAUGUCGAAGUGCAGCCGCAGCCGCAGCCUAUUACACAGGCUGCUCGCUCAGCGGCCAACCGGCGAAACGCCGUUGCCCGACGAGGCUUCUUGCGUACUCAGUUGCAAGCCAGGAACGCGCGGCGCGAGGCGAGAUCUCUCGAAUGGCAAGGCGCAUGGGAUCGGAUCGCGAGCCGUAUCUAUGAUGCUACCGAUAUCGACCUCGACAAUGACGAAGAUGAGGAUCUCUUCCAGGGUUUCCGUCGUGCCCAGGCACAGAGAGAGCAGAUCCGCGAGAUCCAAGAGCACCAGGACUGGCAGCAGCGUAUGAACAUCGCCAGCCGCCUAGGCGCCAGAGACAUUUUCGCACAGAACAUCCGCCCGGCCGUGGGUCACCGUUUGGAUGGCGCACCCGUCGAGCCGGUCGCCCAGCCUGCUCCACCACCUCCCGAGACACGAGAGGAACAGCAGGCCUGGGGAGCCCUCGACAGGGCUCGCGAAGCCGAGACUCCCCCCAACACCCGCAAGCGAAAGGCGAGGUCCGUCACGGCCUCUCCUCAGGAGCCCGCUCAAGAGCCCGAGCGCAAGCUCAAGCGACCCCGCACCCGCCGACUGCCUUUGCAGGGAGAAGCUUCUGGGUCCGCUUCUGCUUCCGCUUCGGGUUCUGGCUCUGCCUCUGCGUCCAACUCGGCUUUCGCUUCUGCACCUGCGGUCGCAUCGUCGCCCGCGCCGACGACUGUACUAGUCUCGAGGCCUCAGACGAACGGCGUGACCCACCGUGCUCAGUCUCCGGUCAGUGCCGAGCCUGGCCCAUCGUUCUUGUCGUCGCUGCUCAAGGAGGUGGAGAUGAGCACUCCGUCGGACGAUGAGACGGUGCGGAAUUAUCUCGGCACCCGUUCCGGUGCCGACCCCUCGUCACCCGCGGCAUCCCCCUCCCCAUCAUCACGGAACUCUCCGCGGGCGCUAUCCCUCACACCGCCGCCACACUCUAGACCUACCUCGCCUACGUUGUCUUUGAGCUCGUAUGUGGAGCCGAGGUUCCCCAAGGCCAACUACUCGCCCACUCGAAACACGGGUGACAGCAGCGACUCAGACAGUCGUUCAAACGGCGCCGAAAUCCGCCAGCCUCGACCGCAGCGGCCAAACCGGCAGCGACUCAACUUUUCCCGGUCGCAGGACUCGUCCCCCACACGCCCGCUGGCCAUCCCCUUCGAAACGAAGGAGAAAAUCAGCGGCAUCGUCAGGGCCGCUCUCAAGCCUCAUUGGCGCGCACAAGAGCUCACAUCGGAGCAGUACGCAAAUAUCAAUCGGGACGUCUCUCGAAAGUUAUACGAGGGUCUUCGCGAUCCUCAAAGUUUAGACGAAGAUGCCAAGAAAGCAUGGGAGAAGAUCGCUUCCAAGGAGGUGGCUCGUGCAGUGGAGGAACUGAAGGCUUGA
Messenger RNA from Colletotrichum graminicola M1.001, 2001 nucleotides. Its product is annotated as PHD-finger domain-containing protein. Lineage: Eukaryota; Fungi; Ascomycota; Sordariomycetes; Glomerellales; Glomerellaceae. Bases 1 to 2001 code for a protein of 666 amino acids. The transcript is spliced from 2 exons. Gene Ontology annotation, molecular function: zinc ion binding. The record is from RefSeq and is a predicted model, not a curated record.